CAUGCGGCAGCGAUUGAAAUCUCUGCCUCGUCUUCUUCUUCUUCCGAUACCCACUCUUGGGUGCUAACAAAAAGGCUAGGCAUUUUAGAAAGGCAAUGUAGUUGAAUAAUCUUCUUGAACAGGGCACAGCCGAAGAACUUUCUUGAGAAAUCCGAAUCCGAAAUUAUACUUUUUCUUACAGCUAGAGUAGAUUUUCCUCUAUUUUAGUAUUUAUUGAAUUUAUUUAUUCCGAACGCUGCAAAACCAUGAUGAGUGCUAUUGAAACAGACCAGCAACAGUUGGGUACUAUAGAAGACACAGAGGCGCUGGUGCCCUUGACUCUGGAUGUGGACGAUGAACCACCUGGGCCUGGGCCGCCGGAUGGAUCCACAAAGUCCGAGUGGCAAGAUACUCAUCCCAAGGCUUCCAGAAGGCCUUCGUGGCUGCGAGCGUCUCAUUCACAGAUGGGAAUCGUCAAGGAGAUAGCUAAGCUAGCCGUCCCUGUGGGACUUAGCCUACUGGUGUCGAACAUGCUGAACUUCCAGACGGUCUUGUUCUGCGGCCAUGCACCGUCGGCCAAUAACAGUGCCAACGAGACCAGGGAACUGCUGGAUGCGGCUGCGCUUUCAACAUCUUUUGCCAAUGUCACUGGCAUGGCUGUGUUGAUUGGUGCGGCCACGGCAUGCGACACCCUGUUUGCACAGGCCUAUGGCGGACGGAACAAGAAAGCUCUCGGUAUCAUUGUCCAGCAAAGUAUGCUAAUACUGUCACUCGUGUGUGUCGGCAUAGCUGGUCUAUGGCUGAACUCAGAAGCAAUAUUGUUGGCUAUUGGGCAGGAUCCUGGUGUUGCUAGACUGUCAGGUGAAUACAUGGACAUCAUGAUCGUUGGCUUACCUGGCACUCUGGGAAUGAUCUUGGCAGCGCGAUAUCUACAGAGUCAGUCGAUAACAUUGCCAGCCAUUGUAGUGGGCAUUAUAAGCAAUGUUGUUCUCGGUGUGGUCGACUACAUUUUGGUGUUCCGCUUAGGCAUGGGUCUGCGAGGUGCAGCUAUCGGUUUUGUCCUUGGCAUGUCGACGCAGCCAAUUGCCACCAUUGUCUACAUCCGCUGGAGAAAACUUCACCAUCUAACAUGGCCAGGCUGGUCGUUCAAAUGCUUAGACAACUGGAUGGUCUUCACUCGCUUGGCACUGGCUGGUGGCAUUAUGGUCUGCUUAGAGUGGUGGGCCUUUGAGAUAUUGCUUUUCGUGGCAGGUACUAUGGGUGUUGUCCCUCUGGCGGUGACAGGUAUUGUCUUCCGCUUAACCACCUUCCUGUUUAUGGUUGCCAUUGGCUUGAUGAUUGCUGUCAACAUUUUGGUCGGUAAUGCACUCGGGGCUGGCGACUGGAAGAAGGCAAAGUCAUGUUUCCGUGUUGCACUGGUCAUGAAUGGGACCAGUGGUAUCAUCAUGUGUGGGCUCUUCCUCAGCUUGCGCAACGAGCUUGGCAAGAUCUUCACUGACGAUCCAGAGGUUAUACAUGGUGUAGCUGAGGUGGUUCCAUACCUGGCAUCGCUAGAGCUCGCUGACUACAUCCAGUGUGCCUGUGCCGGUGUGAUUCGAGGUGCUGGCCGCCAGUCGGUUGGCGCUGUCAGUAACAUCUUUGCCUACUACGCCAUUGCUCUCCCCGUUGGCGUGCCGCUGGCUCUCAGAACCACGAUGGGCGUGCGAGGGCUUUGGCUGGGCAUGGGCAUCGGUCUUGUUUUUCAGGCUACCAUGUACCUGAUCAUCAUAUCGCGUAUCGACUGGGAGAAAGAAUCAAUUGCUGCCCAGCAGAGAGUGAAGGACGCAGCUGGAGACAAAGUAGACGACGACGACUCUAACGAAGUUGCAACGGAUAGCUCCAGUCCAGUGGAGCUUGUUGCUGUCAUGGCAACUGGCGAGAACGGCGAUGUGCAGUGCCGCAUCGCAAAGAAGAGCGACGCCACCAAUGGAGAUGUCAUGGGUGAACAUGGUCGGGAGAUGAGCGAGUCGCCGUCGGACGAUGCGCCGUCGGACAUGGACUCCUUGCUGCCCGGGCAGGAGGGUGUCGCGCGGCAGGACAGCUACACGGAUGUCCUGUUCAGCGCCCAGCUCACGCCGGAAAGGAAGCGGCGGCUGAUCAUCCGCCGCCUGCUUGUGUCCAUGGUACCGGUCGCUGUUCUCUUUGUAUGCGCCAUGAUCAGACUGACACAUCAUAUACAUCGACCGGAUGUGGAGGAUGGCGGCGAAAUCGACCACGCAUUCGACCUCAAUAUUACUGCCAACGCCACCACUGUACUUCCAUCAACAGCUGCUGCACACUCUGUAGUGAGUUCAAUGUCUUAGGUAAUCGUCAGGUGUAAGUUAUGCCGUUGUCCCGUCAUUUACUAUCACGUGUUGGUAGCCUAGCCCCCGAGCAGCAUCUGUCAAGGAUUUACGCUUACGAAUCAAUCCACAUUCCUGUUUUCACAGGCACAAUGACACAAAACUUUUUUUAGUAUUAUUUACGUUGGCCUACCAUCCCGAUUAUUUAAAAAAAUCCAGACCCAUCUUAUUAUUUUAUUUGAAAAGCCCUUAUUACAGCUCAUGGUCCGUACCGAAAGGAUUCUCUACAUAUAGAGAGACUUAUUAUUUCUAAAAAAUGGGUUGUGAGCAACACUGGCUCACAACCCAUUUUUUACUUAUGAAGCUGCGUGAUGCGUCCUACAAGAUUUUAUUAUUUCUAUUUUACUUUUAGUAUCAGCCAAGCAUUCUGGAAGUGCUAGCCUUCAAGCUGAACUAACUUAACCUUGCCUUGCGGUGCGAUGCAAAAUCACAAAGUGUGCAUGCGCACGACCCUUCUUUCUAUCAACGAAAUCAAGAGUAUACUCUUGACGAGAAA
Messenger RNA from Sycon ciliatum, 2856 nucleotides. Its product is annotated as multidrug and toxin extrusion protein 1-like. Gene Ontology annotation, biological process: xenobiotic detoxification by transmembrane export across the plasma membrane. The record is from RefSeq and is a predicted model, not a curated record. Lineage: Eukaryota; Metazoa; Porifera; Calcarea; Leucosolenida; Sycettidae. Gene Ontology annotation, cellular component: membrane. The transcript is spliced from 20 exons. Bases 246 to 2321 code for a protein of 691 amino acids. Gene Ontology annotation, molecular function: antiporter activity; xenobiotic transmembrane transporter activity.